Molecule: messenger RNA, 493 nt
Organism: Anneissia japonica
Lineage: Eukaryota; Metazoa; Echinodermata; Crinoidea; Comatulida; Comatulidae
Product: succinate dehydrogenase [ubiquinone] flavoprotein subunit B, mitochondrial-like
Exons: 3
Coding region: 96-386 (96 amino acids)
Biological process (GO): mitochondrial electron transport, succinate to ubiquinone
Molecular function (GO): succinate dehydrogenase (quinone) activity; flavin adenine dinucleotide binding; electron transfer activity
Source: RefSeq, a predicted model, not a curated record
GAGUCUGACUUUAAAAAUAAAAUAAAGUAAAAAUAUGUUUUAUUAACAAGUUCUUUUGUUAAUUACAGGGUGGUAUUAAUGCUGCUUUGGGAAACAUGGAACCAGAUGACUGGAGAUGGCAUAUGUAUGAUACAGUGAAAGGUUCUGAUUGGCUAGGUGACCAGGAUGCCAUACAUUACAUGACAGAAGAAGCUCCGAAGGCUGUUAUUGAAUUAGAAAAUUAUGGAAUGCCGUUUAGCAGGACUGAAGAAGGUUUGAUAUACCAAAGAGCAUUUGGAGGCGGUAGCUAUGAUUAUGGAAAGGGUGGCCAGGCCCAUAGAUGCUGCUGUGUAGCAGACAGGACUGGGCAUUCUUUACUGCAUACUUUAUACGGACAGGUACGUUGAUCUACCAUGUAUCCGGGGGUAAGUACUUCACUUUUUCCAAUGGACUGUUACUAAGCGCCAUCGUUUGGAUUUUAUAUUUAGGUUCACAAAAAUGACGGCCUAAACAU